AUGGCAUCUAUUUACGCUCUGCCUAGGACUUUAUUUUUUGUCCUCUACUUAAUUGUCCUUAUUAAUGCUAGCCUGCCGCAAGGAAUUCAUACACUUAAACCGAGAGCUGAUAGGGCUGCUAUUUCCAUUAAUUGCACAACCAGUACUACGAGUACUGCAGGUACACCCAUUCUGGGUACAAAGGGCCAUACAAGCACAGAAACAACAAAAACAACAAAUUUUACAACCACCAGCACUAUUCCUAUUACUGCUACGCUGAAUACAACCAGCAUAGCAAAGACAACGCAUUAUAAUACUACUAGUGCUACGGCUCCAUGCACAACAAACCAUACUACUACUCCUCCAAAGACAACUCAUUAUAACACUACCAGUACAACUUUAUGGACAACAAACCAUACCACUGCUCCUCCAAAGACGACGAAGUAUAACACUACCAGUACUACGACUCCAUGGACAACCCACUAUAACACUACGAGCACAACGAGCACAACGUUAUGGACAACGAACCAUACCACCACUCCAAAGACGACGAAUUAUAAUAGCACGACUACUACACCAAGAACAACCUGGACGCCAAAGACAACAAACUAUACCAUCACCACUAUUCCACACACGACCGGCGUUCCAAAAACCACAAAUUAUACCACGACUCCAAAGACCACCAACUCUACUACGACUACUAUACCAAAGACGACAAAUCAUACUACUACCACUCCAAAGACAACCUGGACGCCAAAAACGAACUAUACCACCACUACUAUUCCACCCACAACCAGCAUACCAAACACCACACAUUAUACCACCACCACCACCACCACUACUUCACGAAGAACAACCUGGACGCCAAAAACAACAAAUCAUACUACUACGACCACUACUUCCGUCCCAACGGAACCAGGAGCCUCUGGCCCUACGGAAAUAACCACAAGUCCCGAAGCCGCAACUUCACUCACUCCAGAGGCAGAUACAACUAUAAUUACCACCGAGUACGAAACGGUGACCCGUACGGGGGCUAUGUGCCCGGGGAUAAGCUGUACCAAAACCGAGAUUGUCCCAAUCACCACUUAUGCGACAGUCACGCAGGGAACCACUUGCAACGAACCCCCCUGCACCAAAACGGAGAGCAGCGAGCAGAUGCCCCCGGAGACUACCACAGCAUGGGAAACCGAGUAUGCUUGUCCGACAACGUUAGCGAGUCUUCCAGAGGGGGAGGAAACCCAAUGGAUCACGCAGUACGCGUGGGUGACCGUGUGGGCAACCCAUUCAGUAUGUUCAGAGAAACAGUGAUCUAUUGCCCGGGUAAAAGAGGAUGCAAUGGGGGGAAUUCAUGUUUGAUUUCAUAGUCUAGUUGCGCAGGUUUCCGGUUGAAAUACGAGGGUAAAUGGUAAUGAAGCAGCGCGGGAAGCCCGUUAGGAUUCAGACCCUGUUCGAACAUGCAGUGGAUGAAGAAGACUGGGAAGCGACUGGGAGGAUAUAAAGAUGAUGAGAGGUCGUCAAACUAUGACGGUAGAAGGUUGACCGAAAUGGAUUCAAUUGGUCUAACUAGGAAAUAG
Molecule: messenger RNA, 1553 nt
Organism: Aspergillus ochraceoroseus IBT 24754
Lineage: Eukaryota; Fungi; Ascomycota; Eurotiomycetes; Eurotiales; Aspergillaceae
Exons: 1
Coding region: 1-1287 (428 amino acids)
Source: RefSeq, a predicted model, not a curated record